This is a messenger RNA of Aricia agestis (brown argus), 3165 nucleotides long. Its product is annotated as peroxisomal acyl-coenzyme A oxidase 3-like. Lineage: Eukaryota; Metazoa; Arthropoda; Insecta; Lepidoptera; Lycaenidae. Gene Ontology annotation, biological process: lipid homeostasis; fatty acid beta-oxidation using acyl-CoA oxidase. Gene Ontology annotation, cellular component: peroxisome. The record is from RefSeq and is a predicted model, not a curated record. Gene Ontology annotation, molecular function: FAD binding; pristanoyl-CoA oxidase activity; fatty acid binding. The transcript has 13 exons. Bases 209 to 2275 code for a protein of 688 amino acids.
AAAUUCCAGUCUCCACUCCCUUUAGCUGGUCGCGUUACGUUUUGUCGGCGAAUAUUAUAUACUUUACUACCAUGCUUUUAGUUACAAUUCGUUCUGUAGAAUAGUAUUAAAAGCAAGAUCCAAACAGAAGCACUUCAUUCAUCGCGAAGCCGACUCGAGUGUAACAAGUUCUCACUUCCAUAACCAACAAGUUUCACACAAACCAAGAAUGGAGGACCUCAGUUUCGUUCCUGACCUCCCGACCGGGCCUCUGGACGUGUACAGAAGUACUUCUUCCUUCAAUUGGAAACGCCUCAAAUUGGCCCUUGAGGGCGACAUCGAGUUGCUCAAACUUAAGUACAAAAUAUGGCAGACUUUGGAGAAAGACCCUCUCUUUGCUCAUCCAGUCGAAACACCAUCAAUACAGGAACAGCAAAGAAUUACGCAGCUGCAGCUGAAGAAAAUCAAUGAAUAUAAGUUCAUCUCUAACGAGAUGUUCAAUGCCAGUUACAGCAAGAGAACUCGAGUGCUGAUGACUAUCAAUGAAGCGGUACAAUCAAUAAACCCCAGUGUCUCCGUUAAGAUGGCAAUCGGAAUAUAUCUUUUCUCUAACGCACUUCUAUCCUUGGGCACGGAGAGACACCUGAAGUUCUAUGAAGCUACAAUAAAGAAUAGAGAGAUCCUAGCGUCGUUCUCUCUGACGGAGGUGGCUCACGGGUCGGACGCGCGUCUGAUGCGCACCACCGCCACGUACGACCCGGCGCGAAGAGAGUUCGUCAUACAUACACCAGACUUCGAGGCUGCCAAAUGCUGGAUUGGGAAUCUAGGCCGCACGUGCACGCACACGCUGGUGUUUGCGCAACUCAUCACGCCGGACGGGACACACCAUGGGCUACACGGGUUCGUGGUGCCCAUCCGUGACCCGGACACCCUGGAGACGUACCCUGGCCUCAUCGUGGGUGACAUGCCGGAGAAGAUCGGCGUCAAUGGAAUUGAUAACGGGUUCAUAAUGUUCAACCAGUACCGGAUACCUCGCGAGAAUCUACUCAACCGGACCGCUGACGUCACGGAGGACGGAACCUACGAGAGCUCCUUCUCCGAACCUUCUAGAAUACUGGGCGCUGCGCUGGAGAAUCUUUCUGCUGGUCGCAUCGGCAUAAUGCAGGAGAGCUGCCACUCGAUAUCGUCGGUGGUGGCCAUCGCGAUCCGCUACGCCGCCACGCGCAGACAGUUCGGCGAGCGGAACAACGAGACGCCGCUGCUGGAGUACGAGCUCCACCAAUGGAGGCUGUUCGGCUACGUGUCGGCGGCGAUCGUGUUCCGGCUGUACAUAGAGAACUUCACGCACAAGUAUCUCGCCAUCGUCGAGAAGUCCAACGCUGGACAUCGGGUCGAUAAUUUGAGCGAGGCGGUAUCGGAGAUCCACGCGCUGGUGUCGUGCAGCAAGCCGCUGCUGACGUGGACGGUGCUGGAGGCGGCGCAGCAGUGUCGCGAGGCGUGCGGCGGACACGGGUACCUCAAGUGUGCGAACCUAGGCGACAUCCGCAGCAACCACGAACCAACAGUUACAUACGAGGGUGACAACAACGUGCUUUCCCAGCAGACCGGCAACUGGUUACUUCGGCAGUACGAAGCGGCGCUAAGCGGGGGGACGGUAGACUCCCCCCUCGGGACUGUGGCCUUCCUCAAGAACUAUAAUACUAUCAUGGAGAGAACCUUCCAAUGUAGGAGUACGGAUGACAUGAAGAAUCCAAAAUUCAUUAUCUCCACAUACAAAUGGCUGAUAUGCUGGCUGCUGAAGCUAACGCACAGGAAGAACGAGGAACAGAUAAGCAAAGGGCUAACAAAGGUCCAGGCGAGGAACCGAUCACAAGUCUACCACUGGCGGACCCUUACUAAGGUCUACGCGGAAUACCUCACUCUGUUGUUCAGUUUGGAGUCCAUAGAAGCCAAAGAGAAGAACCUACAGCCGGUUCUAAUGAACCUAUUCUCGUUGUAUGGUCUGUGGUCGCUUGAUAAGCAUCUAGUGGAGUUAUAUCAAGGUGGUUUCGCUACGGUUGAUAUGCCAAAGCUGCUGAGAGAAGCGUUAUUGGAGUUGUGCGCUGAUGUGAAAUCGGAAGUGGUUAGCGUGGCAGAUGCGCUCGCGCCUACUGACUUUGUACUCAAUUCGGUGCUUGGAAAGAGCGAUGGACAGUUGUAUCAAAAUCUACAGAAGGCUUUCUACAGCAAGCCGGGCGUAUUCGAGCGGGCGCCAUGGUGGCGCGACGUCGUGCCAUCUGCCAAAAGCAAGCUUUAAGACGUCGACAGGAGUAUACAAUCUUUAGCGUUGAACAUCAGCAGGAAAGCAGUUGUCCGGCCCUGCCUUGGCAUCAGCAGCAAAGGCUGGUCAGCCCUGCCUAUAUAACGUCAGCUACAGGGGUACAAAAUCAUUGGCAUCAGCAAAAGGUUGGUCGGCCCUGGCUAUAUGGAGUCAGUUACAGAACUUCAUAAGCAUUGGUAUCAGUAGCAAAAGAUUGGUAAGCACUGGCUAUAAUUAGUGAUGUCAGCGAAGAUGCUACAAAAUCUUGGGCGUUAAACAUUAUUAGAAAAAGGUUGGCCAGCCCUGUCUUAAGCGACGUGUAUAGGGCUACACAAUAUUUGGCGUAAACAGAAAAAGGUUGGCUAAUAAUGUUUAUUAGUAAAUGAUAUUGCCAAAAUAUUUAAAAUCUCAUAAUGGCAGAGCUAGCUAUAAUCCGACCGGCUCCCGGGCAUUAUUCUAUUAGCAUUGAUAAUAAAAGUGUAAACUGCAGUUGAAAAUCGUUUGGAUAUGGAUAUGGGCCACAUAUUCAACAUCGGAUUUAGCAUUGACACUCAUGUGUUCGAUUUCCAACUCUAUCCAGAUAAAAAGGUUUGCUGGCUCUGCCUUCGUCAAUUUCAAAAAAGGUAAAGUAACAUUUAGGUUCGUUAUAUUUGAAAAUGUAGGUUUAAUAUGCAACGUCUAGUACAUCUGUGUACCUGAUUUUUACAGUACGUAUUAUGAAGUAACAUAACGUAAAACUUUGCACAAAUAAAAUUGCAAUAAAUAAUAAUAACUGUCAUAUUUUUAUAUGCAUAAUAGUAAUUAAUACAGCAAUAUAUUACAAUAGUUUAUCUAGCACAAAAACUGUACGAAUUGUUAUUUUUGUCGUUUAUGUAUUUAAUUUUUAU